AUGCACGGCUACUUUGCGGGCCACGGCUACGCCGUCUGUCGCGUGGACAUGCGUGGCAGCGGCGAGUCGGACGGGCUUAUGCAGGACGGGUACCUGCAGCAGGAGCAGGACGACGCGGUGGAAGUGAUCGAGCGGAUCAGCAGGCAGCCCUGGUGCAAUGGCAAUGCUGGCAUGAUGGGGAAGUCUUGGGGAGGGUUCAAUUCCCUGCAGGUCGCGGCGCGCCGUCCGGCCGCGCUAAAGGCCAUCAUCACCGUCGGCUUCACCGAUAACCGCUUCGCCGGCGACAUUCAUUGGCAGGGCGGCUGCCUCCUCAACGACAACUUCUGGUGGGGUUCCAUCAUGCUGGCGUGCCAGUCACGCCCCGUCGAUCCAGAAAUCGUUGGGGACCGCUGGAAGGAAAUAUGGCUGCGGCGCCUGGAGCAUAUGCCCAUCAGCAUUCCGGACUGGGCGAAACACCAAAGGUACGACGACUACUGGAAACACGGCUCCGUCUGCGAAGACUACGACGCCAUUCAGGUGCCUGUGACGGCUGUGAGUGGCUGGGCGGACUCCUACGCAAAUGCCGCCUUUAAACUGCUGUCAAACCUGAAGUUUCCCCGGAAAGGAUUUGUGGGGGCCCUGGACACACGUUUACCCGCAGGAAGGCGUCCCACAUCCGGCAAUUGGGUUUUUGCAGGAGGCCGUGCGCUGGUGGGACCGUUGGCUAAAGGGGACGGGGAACAACGUGAAGAAUGGCUCCAUGAUUCAGGCUUGGAUGGAGCAUUACAUGGAGCCGGAUGCCCAUCGCCCGGUCAGUCAGGGCCACUGGGUCGGUGUCGAGGCGUGGCCCUCGAAGGACGUUGCCAAAGAGACGAUGCGGCUUGGAGACGGGCGCAUCCUGGACACGGCCCAGGCCGUGCGGCCGGAACGCGCGCCUGUUCCGCUCAAAACUCCGUUGAGCCAUUGCCUUCUUGCCGGCGAGUGGAUGGGCGCCGGGGUGUCCGGCGAAACGCCCGAGGAUCAGCGCAUGGACGACGGCAUGUCGAUGGUCUUCCAGGGCGCGGAGCUGCAGCAGGAGGUGGAGAUCUUGGGCCGCCCCAACUUUGA
Molecule: messenger RNA, 1086 nt
Organism: Trypanosoma conorhini
Lineage: Eukaryota; Euglenozoa; Kinetoplastea; Trypanosomatida; Trypanosomatidae
Product: dipeptidyl-peptidase
Exons: 1
Coding region: 1-1086 (361 amino acids)
Molecular function (GO): hydrolase activity
Source: RefSeq, a predicted model, not a curated record